AUGGGAAAUCGGAAGACAGAAGAAGAAAGGAUUGAAAAAGUAAUUCGGAGCCUUCUAAAACUCUCCGAAAAUAGAAGAUGCAUCAACUGCAAUCUUUUGGCACACAUGCAUGUAACAUUUUCAGAUGACAGUGUAUCUAAAAUAACAAGUAUUCUUAUGAAUCAGGGACCGCAAUAUGUGUGUACAACUUUCUCCACAUUUGUCUGCACAAAUUGCAGUGGCAUACAUCGAGAGUUUACCCACAGAGUAAAAUCUGUCUCAAUGGCUAAAUUUACUCAAGAAGAAGUCACUGCUCUUCAAGCAGGUGGAAAUGAGAGAGCAAGCCAGAUUUAUCUUAAAGAAUGGGAUCCUCAGUGCAAUUCUAAACCAGAUUCCAGUGAUAUACAAAAACUUCGAGAAUUCAUUAGGAAAGUGUAUGUAGAAAGAAGAUACAGCGCUGACCAUAGCAGCAGUAGUGGUCUUUCGAGGAUUAGAUUGACUGAGAAGGAGUCUGAUGCAAGUAAGAGGAGUAGUUCAUUUCGUUUAGAGCUCAUAAGUCCACAUUCAAGUCCUGGACCAAGAAGUGAGGAUAAGAAUUUGAGAUUUUUAUAUGAUGAAAGCAGAAGCCCCAGAUAUGCACAAAGGUAUGCAAGGCAUGGAGGCCAAGUCAGAAGUCCUAUUCAAAUUGAAGUUGUUGAUGACAGGUUCCGAGACGAUGAACGUAGAAAUCGAAGGAUUUUGAAUAUAGAAGCAAAGCUAAAGAAAGUUUCAACUGAUGAUCAGAAGAAUGUGGACAGAUCCCAACUCCCUGUUGUACUUCCUGUGGGUGAAGUGUCAAGGGAGAAAGCUCAACCUCCACAAAUCAAACAUUCGGGUGGCAAGGGUUCUGUUGAGGAAAAACCAUCUGAACGAAACAAUAAUAUUCCAGAAACACCACCACCUACAACACAAUCAAAUGAAAGUAACUGGGCCAUAUUUGACGCUUCAACAGAGAACAAUGAUCCUAAAAUUCCAGAAACAAAUACCUCUAAACCUUCUACAGCAAUGGUAGCAUCUGAACCACCAGCACCUGCAAAAAAUCCCAUAGACCUUUUACUUUUUGAAUUGUCAGGCCCUGUGGCUCCGGUGACCAGUGGCAUGCCACAAGUUCCAAGUAAUGUUAAUAAUGAUUCAACAAUAACAACAGUACAAAAUGCUAUUACUUGGGACUUUCCACCCACUUCAACAGGGAACACAACUGCAUCAUCCAACAAUACUAGUGUUUGGCCAUGUGCAUCAACCCCAGCCACUGACACAGCACAACCUUCUAAUGAACUUCCUCCACAUACGGAAGUUUCACAUGCACAUAAUCCAUCAAGCAUGCAAUAUCUUCCAUCUAUAUCGGUAGGCUUUAAUUCAACCACACAACCAACAAAUUCACUAGUCAAAGAUGUAGCUUCAACUAAUCAGACACGGCCAUCAGUAGCUCCUUGCGGAAAUGAUUCUUCAUGGUCUUUGACUGAAUUAUCCUCUCAAACUACCUCAAAACCCACUCAAGAAACCAGACCUGAUGUUGGCUCCCAGCCCAGUAAAGUGGAAAUUUGGGCAAGUGGAAGACAGGAACUACCAGAGGACCUUUUCAUAUCAAGCUUUUUAUCUGGCCCAGCACCACUUCCAAGUUGGCAGAAUGUUCAACCUCAUGGCAUGGGAUAUGGCAUGCAGUAUUAUCAUAAUGCAGCGCCUCCCCCUGCCCUUUCAAAUUCACCAAAGUCCACAAACCCCUUUAAUGUAACUGAUGGGAGAAGUAUAAUCCAUGCUUCAUCGCUUCCCUCUAUAGCAUGUGUGCACGGUGCACCACCAGUUGUAUCAUCACCCAGAACAGGAUUGAUACAUACUACAAGUCUCGGGUCUUUGGUGUCUCAGUCCCCAAGUUAUACAUCACCAGUUCCAAUGGGUAUGUACUUUGAUCAAGUUAAUAAUGAGAAGCGACCCACUAGACCACAGAGAGUUGAAAGCUUCAAUGGUGAGAUAACUGGUUUUGGAUCUAUAGACCCUAUUCAACAGUCAAAUAGAGGAUUCAUGACCUCCCAAAGAACAAAUUCUUUUUCCAAUACAAGUGGAAACCCAUUUGACUAG
This is a messenger RNA of Sphenostylis stenocarpa, 2094 nucleotides long. Lineage: Eukaryota; Viridiplantae; Streptophyta; Magnoliopsida; Fabales; Fabaceae. The record is from the annotation of a GenBank genome assembly.